Molecule: messenger RNA, 3295 nt
Organism: Arvicola amphibius (Eurasian water vole)
Lineage: Eukaryota; Metazoa; Chordata; Mammalia; Rodentia; Cricetidae
Gene: Ppard
Product: peroxisome proliferator activated receptor delta
Exons: 8
Coding region: 301-1623 (440 amino acids)
Biological process (GO): negative regulation of transcription by RNA polymerase II; regulation of lipid metabolic process; hormone-mediated signaling pathway
Cellular component (GO): nucleus
Molecular function (GO): RNA polymerase II cis-regulatory region sequence-specific DNA binding; nuclear receptor activity; zinc ion binding
Source: RefSeq, a predicted model, not a curated record
GCCGAGGCUCGGAGCGUGUGACGCCGCAGGCCGCGGCGGAGCUGGGGAUUAAUGGGAAAAGUUUUGGCAGGAGCUGGGGGAUUCUGCGGAGCUUGCGGGACGGCUGCGGCGGCGGCGCGGGAGGCGACCGGGACAGUGCUGCGCAGCGGUGUGGGCAUGCACGUGACACUCACUCAGUGGCUCCUGCUCACCGACAGAUGAAGACGAACCCACGGUAAAGGCGGUCCAUCUGCGCUCAGACCCAGAUGGUGCCAGAGCUAUGACCCGGCCUGCAGGCGCCACGCCGAGUGGGGGUCCGUCAUGGAGCAGCCGCAGGAGGAGGCCCCUGAGGCCCGGGAAGAGGAGAAAGAGGAAGUGGCCACGACUGAAGGGGCCUCAGAGCUCAGCGGGGGACCAGAGCACGUUCUUCCUUCCGGCAGCUGCGCAGACCUCUCCCAGAAUUCCUCCCCUUCCUCCCUGCUGGACCAGCUGCAGAUAGGCUGUGAUGGGGCCUCCAGCGGCAGCCUCAACAUGGAGUGCCGGGUGUGCGGGGACAAGGCCUCAGGCUUCCACUAUGGGGUCCAUGCGUGCGAGGGGUGCAAGGGUUUCUUCCGACGGACAAUCCGCAUGAAGCUUGAGUAUGAGAAGUGCGAUCGGAGCUGCAAGAUCCAGAAGAAGAACCGCAACAAGUGCCAGUACUGCCGCUUCCAGAAGUGCCUGGCGCUCGGCAUGUCGCACAAUGCCAUCCGCUUCGGACGGAUGCCAGAGGCCGAGAAGAGGAAGCUGGUGGCAGGGCUGACGGCCAAUGAGGGGUGCCAGCACAACCCACAGCUGGCCGACCUAAAGGCCUUCUCCAAGCACAUCUACAAUGCCUACCUGAAAAACUUCAACAUGACCAAAAAGAAGGCCCGUAGCAUCCUCACCGGCAAGUCCAGCCACAAUGCACCCUUUGUCAUCCACGACAUCGAGACACUGUGGCAGGCGGAGAAGGGCCUGGUGUGGAAGCAGCUGGUGAACGGGCUGCCACCCUACAAGGAGAUCAGCGUGCACGUCUUCUACCGCUGCCAGUGCACCACGGUGGAGACCGUGCGGGAGCUCACCGAGUUCGCCAAGAGCAUCCCCAACUUCAGCAGCCUCUUCCUCAACGACCAGGUGACGCUCCUCAAGUACGGCGUGCACGAGGCCAUCUUCGCCAUGCUGGCCUCCAUCGUCAACAAGGAUGGGCUGCUGGUGGCCAACGGCAGUGGCUUCGUCACCCAUGAGUUCUUGCGCAGUCUCCGCAAGCCCUUCAGUGACAUCAUCGAGCCCAAGUUUGAGUUUGCUGUCAAGUUCAAUGCACUGGAACUCGAUGACAGUGACCUGGCCCUUUUCAUCGCUGCCAUCAUUCUGUGUGGAGACCGUCCAGGCCUCAUGAACGUGCCGCAGGUGGAGGCCAUCCAGGACACCAUUCUGCGGGCUCUGGAGGUCCACCUGCAAGUCAACCACCCUGACAGCCCAUACCUCUUCCCCAAGCUGCUGCAGAAGAUGGCCGACCUAAGGCAGCUGGUCACUGAGCAUGCCCAGAUGAUGCAGUGGCUAAAGAAGACGGAGAGCGAAACCUUGCUGCACCCCCUGCUCCAGGAAAUCUAUAAGGACAUGUACUGAGCCUGCAGCCCAGGCCUCUCCAGGCUCCAGCUGCACCCAGCCGUGGGACUGUUCUGAGUAGCAGCCCACAAGCACUGGGCACAGCCCAGGCAGCUGGAGCCCAUUCGCAACACUCCAGACACGCGGCCCAGACUCCCACCUUCCCGCCUGCUGCCAAUGUCUCCCCAGCACCCCUGCUCUUCCCCCUUGCCUUCUGCAGCAUCCUCCUCCUCCCAGCCUGUCCCACGUCUGUCCAACCCAUGUCAUUGAGGCAGUUGGUAUACUCACCAUCAGCCCAGAGCAGGACCUCUGCCUUUGCCCACACUCCCGGGAGCAGUGGGUCCUGCACCGGCCCGGUCCUGCCUCACCUCUGUCUCCCUCUUCAGUGACCUGAGCCAUCCAAAGAAACACUAAGCUCUGGGCCCAGCUUUCCUAGAAGCUUGGCCUGGACUGACUGCUGUCCUAGGCUGUGGUCACCAUCACAGGGCUCCUCCUGCAGAGGGGAGUAGACAAGGAGCCUGGGCCGGGAGCCAGACUGUCUCCUCAACCCAAGGCACCCCGCCCCAACUCUGACACCUUCCAUUCUCCUUGCCAGUGUUCUAGGCCAUUGCCACUGAUGUCCCUUGCACUGCCCUGGGGAUACCCCUUCCGGAUGGGGUCCCACACCCCAUUUGAAGUACUGAUGCCCAGGACUCAGGCUUGGGUCCCAGGGUUAGAGGUCAGACAGCACAUGGGGCAGGCUGUCUUCUCAGUACCCCACUGGCCUCCACCAUGUAGCUGCAUUCAGACUGGCAGAACCCAGUGUGAGGAACAGGACCAUAGCUGCCCUUUCCUCUAUCCGGAAGACGCUGCACACCCGCCCCCUGCAACUGCCUCAGUGUGACCAUGGCACUGGUUCACCUCUCAGUCACCACAGAACCCCUACCUUGCUCUCCACAAGGAAUCUGGGAGACAGCUAUGUCCCCCGUGCCUAGGGUUGGUGAUGUGUGAGCGGUCAGGGGUGUCAUGCCAGCUCACAGGCGGAGUCGCCAGGGCUCCUCUGACCAGUCCCUCUCACAUUCACACACCCAGCAGCUCUGUGGCCACCUUUUAUGCCUGGCUGGUUACCAGCUCCCAACUGCUGCUUCAAGAGGCAUGGAGCUUGCUGGGUGCUCCCAUCCUCUGCCCAGCCCCCUCCAGGCUCUCCUGAGACCAAGAGCUGAGUCCAGGCCCAUCCUGCCCAAACCCACAGGGAGCCAGCAGCCAGGCUCUCAGAGAAAUGCAGUGGAAGCCUGGGCUUCAAGCCCUGGUGUCCUGGAACCUGUCUGAUGGUCCUUUGUCCCCAGGGCCUUGGCCAUCAGACCACAGCUCUGGAGGGAAGUGACUUGGAAAGGGGACAGAAUGCUCCUGCCAAUGCAGUGACCUUCCAUUGCCAGAUUAUCCCUGCUAGCACAUUCCCCGCCCCCACCUCCACUGAUCAGGUCUUGGGGUCUUCCCUGUGGGGGCCCAGGCUGUGGAUGGAGCUGCAUUCCCUGACCCGCCCUGUCCCCGCCCCCACCCAGGUCUGGUGCUGAGGAUGCAGCUCCUCUCAGGGUCUGAAGUCUCCAAAACUAAAAUGUAUAUUUUUGCUAGGAGCCCCAGCUUCCUGUGUUUUUAAUAUAAAUAGUGUACACAGACUGACAGAACUUUAAAUAAAUGGGAAUUAAGUAUUUAA